AUCAAGUCCAUGUGAAAGAAAAGAGAGUUCAAUAUCUUAACGUCUACCUGAAAAGCUCUAAUACACGUGAUUGUUUGACCCCCUUUUAUAAUCAUUCGAUUGUUAAUUUCGACUUCCAUUUCAUGUGAUUCGGGGAAUUUAAUCUCCGCCAUUACAUAUCAUACAUUCAUACAUCCACGCACCCCUAGAUGGCCAUAUAAAGAAAUGACUUGGAGUAUGGAUGGCAUACUGCUCCUGAACAGGGGACCAUUAUUCGGGUCAAGACCAAACUCAUCCAGUCAUUUUAUCUUGCUUGCUCAGAAUGACCUCAGGAAAGAAAGUCUUCAUCGUCGGACCUGGCUUCAUUGGCUGGAAUGUGCUUGAACUGUUGGUCAAGGAACAAUACGUCGUCACAGGUUAUGUCAGGAGGCAAGCUCAUGCGGAUCAGAUCAAAGCCUCAGGAGCCACUGACGCCGUUCUCGGCGACCUAAACGAUAAGCCAUUGAUCACGAAGCAUGCCUUGUCUUAUGACGUAGUCAUUCACACAGCUACCGCCGACCAUCUUCCAAGCGUGGAAGCAAUUCUAGAUGCCGUCCAGCAGCGAGCUGAGAAAGGCCUCAGUACAAUCUUCAUACACACCUCGGGAGCAUCCGUGCUAGAUGAUGGCGCGGAAGGGAGUUUCAAAUCUGACAAGAUCUAUCACGAUAAUGUUGUGUCGGAAGUAGACUCCGUUCCUGAUGAUGCGCCACAUCGUCAGAUUGAUCUUGCCGUUGUUAGAGCCCGAAAGCAGCUUUCAGAGAAGGCCAAGAUCGCCAUAGUUAUCCCGCCUGUCAUUUAUGGGUUCAAUCCAAAUCAUGGGCGGCUGACGAUCCAGAUCCCAACUCUUACCCGGUACGCUCUCAAGUAUGGUUACGCGGGACACCUUGGAGCUGGCCUUGCUGUUGAAAGCAACAUUCAUGUGCUCGAUCUAGCGAAAGCGUACGUGGUGCUACUACAUCAUCUAGAAGCCACACCAGCCAGCAGCCCGGAUAUCCUAGAGAACCCGUACUACUUCACCGAGACCACAGGCGACAACGAGCCAAGCUGGAAGGACGUUGCCACGCUCAUCGGCGCCGAACUCCACAAGGCCGGGAAAAUCCCGGACCCGGAUCCGCGGACGAUCCCAACCGAGAACUACGACGACUUGUUCGGGAAUCAUACACCUGCUGCCGUUGGUCUUAAUAGCCGUAGUCGUGCUGUGCGGUUGCGAGAGCUAGGGUGGAAACCUAUGGAAAAGAGCUGGGCCGAAAGUUAUGUGCAGGAUGAACUCCCCUUCAUUCUCAGUGAAGAAUCGGAUCGUCACACGUUUAGUGGCUACAAAGGAAUUGUUGCUAGCUGAAGAGGUUUGUAUGAGAGCAAAUUCAUAGGCUCAACGAGGAGGAGACAUAACGUAUUUAUGCACCUAUCACUUAACCUAAGUGAUAUUGCAUGGGUAAACAAUCGGCAACGAUCACACAUUUUCAGCAUUUAGAUGUUUCACAAACCAAUGCCUCGUUAGUUGUUGCUACUAUGCUCUACUCCAAAUAUAAAUGAAUACCAAUUAAUGGCAGAUACCUUAGGUACCUAGGCUAAUAUAUCCCUUGUUUGACCUAGUAA
Molecule: messenger RNA, 1614 nt
Organism: Annulohypoxylon truncatum
Lineage: Eukaryota; Fungi; Ascomycota; Sordariomycetes; Xylariales; Hypoxylaceae
Product: NAD(P)-binding protein
Exons: 1
Coding region: 302-1357 (351 amino acids)
Source: RefSeq, a predicted model, not a curated record